Molecule: messenger RNA, 1735 nt
Organism: Spodoptera litura
Lineage: Eukaryota; Metazoa; Arthropoda; Insecta; Lepidoptera; Noctuidae
Source: RefSeq, a predicted model, not a curated record
AUUCAUGAGUCAGUAUCGAUAGGCACAUUUUCAAAUAAGUAAAGCUAAAUAGCGUUAUAACGUAAGCUUCUUCGGAAUCUGAAUCUCGUAUCAUCUGGUCAAAACAAUACCCUUCCUCAGUCUAGUAAAAAGUGAAUGGGGUUUGUAAGGUUUGUUCAUAUGCCUCUGCUACCCACAGGGGAUUAAAAAAAAAUUUGCUAUACAUUGUCUUUAGAACAUCACAUCAAUCAGCAAUAAAUUUUAUCGAUCAGAAGCAGAAAGAAACGACAACGACAAUUAAAAAUGUUAUUCACUUCCGGUACAAAGUGUUGCGUGCUAAAAUAAACUGCAUUAUUUUAGCACUUGCCACACUAGCAAACCGUCAGUCGGGAACUCGACAAACUGUCAAAUAAAUUGUCAAAUAUUAGUGAUUACUGUCAGUCACGCACGUAUUGCAUCUUUUUUGCUUGGAUGAUUGUUGGUUGGUCGGUCGGUUGAUACUGUGCAUACGACAUCAGUCAUCAAGUUCACAGCUCGUAAAAUCAAUGUAAGUUCAUCAGUUUUCCUACAUUAUUGUGAAUAUACCAUAAAACUCAUCAUGAGUGAUGAAGACUCUAUACCACCGAGUGAUACUGAGUCUCAACGCAUAGAAGAAGAUUUUAUUAAAACUUAUAAGAAUUUAUCUGUACUUUGGGAUACCAAAAAUAACUAUUAUACCAAUAAAUACAAACGGAAUGAAGCUCUAGAUGUGUUACUAGAUAUCAUGAAGAAAUCAAAUCCGUCUGCAAAUCGAUACAGCGUACGAAAAAAAAUCAACAGUUUAAGAUGUUCUUUUAGAAAAGACUUAAUUAAACAUUUGUCUUCGAAGCGUAUUAAUGAAAAUGGUGAAGAAAUUUAUGAAUAUAAACCUACUAAUUGGAAGUUUUACGAACUGAGAUUCCUUGAAAGAGAGGACGAUGCUAAUGAUAACAGUUUUACUGAAGUUAAAAUAGAUGACAGCUCGUUUCUAGAGGUUAGUGCCGACGAAUUGGCGUUUGGACAUGAGAUUAGUUCGUCUCCUGUUAGCGAUGUUUUGGCUACAACUAAUGAACCGGCGACAAAAAGACGUAAAAGCAAAAAGAUGACGAAUUGCGUAAAGAUUGAAGAAGUAGACACUAAUGAGUAUCGUAAUAUAGAAGAGGUAGACCAGGAUUUGAUUGACAGAGAACUUGAAGCCAUAGGAGCCAAUGUGACUUGUAAACUAAAGAGAAUGAAUUCGCUGCAAAGAUAUCAUGCAGAAUUGUUAAUUAAUAAAGUUUUAAUAUCUGGCUUGAAGAACAAUUUAACUGAUGAUACGGACUUGACUGACAUUUAUAGACCGUAACUUACACACAAGGAAUUUAGAAGUAAGGCAGUGGAAUUACUGUUACAAAGAGCUCGUUGUAACAUUAGUUUUACAUACUUACAUUAUAUACAUUAAAUUAGUCAGUAGGUUAGGUACCUACAUUAAUUUACGGUACGCAAUAGGUAUCAAUAUUGAUUAUUUUCAUAAAAUAUUGUUUCAUCCUGUGUUACCACUAUUUUUGUUUGUUAAUUUCAAAGUGGCGCUGAAUAUUUUUCGUUUUCUUGUCAUGUAAUAUAAUUAAAACUGAUUCAGAAUAGGUGCAAUAGUGUAAGUACAUCAAUACGAAUUACAUAAACAUUGUUGCCAUAAGGAUAAAACUGUGAUAAUAAACUUACUUUAUUAUAAUCGUUUAUUUAUUUGAUGUUACCUAUU